AUGCCGUCGAUGUCUUUCCUCGCCUCCUGGCGCACCGUCGCCCUUGUCUUUGCCCUGAUCAACCUCAAAGCCCUUCCUUUAGCGUGGCACUUCCGACUCUUCUACCACAUGUUCACCAACUGGUACACACAAGCCAGAGUCCCGAGCACAAUCAAAGCCAACGCCGAGUCCAAUAAGAUGCACGCUCUCUUUGGCUCGGUAUCGAUAUUCUCCCACUCCCCUUUCCUCGAGAUAGACUACAACCUCCACAAGAGCAACAGUACAUACUUCACGGACCUCGACGAAAGCCGUACGGCACUGAUGACCAAAGUCCUGAUUCCAAGCCUGAAGCAGGGCGCCAAAAAUUUGGAGAAAGAAGGCCAUAAAGGACGGCUAGGUGUGGUCCUCGGCAGCGUCCACACAUCGUUUCACCGCGAGAUCAAACCUUACGAACGCUACGAGGUCCGUUCACGCGUGCUUGGCUGGGACAAGAAAUGGAUAGUGAUUGGGAGCUGGUUCAUACGGCCUGCUCAAAGUGAAAGGGGGAAAGAGGUCGUGCUCGCGUCCGCGCUGAGCAAGUACGUCGUGAAAAAGGGCCGCUUCACCGUGUCCCCUGAGCGCUGCUUCAUGACCGCAGGUUGGCUACCGCCCAAGCCGGAAAAUUGCAACUCAGGAGCCGGCCAGACACGAGAGAGUUCCGAAGAUUCAGAAACACAGCUCCAACUCCCGCCCCAUUCAGGCUCAGGCGUCUCAUCUGAACCAUCUCCGAUUCCGACGCCCGAAGGCCUCCCCGCUCCUGUCCGAGAACAAGCGUCCCAGACAAUGCCGCUUGAGCCUCUACUGCCGCUGGCCGUGCGCGACAAGGUUGCCGAAUGGGACUGGCAUCGCAUCGAGAUGGAGCGCAUCCGCGGCCUGCGCAUUGCAGACAAUUGGCUCGCGCUGGACAAGGAGUUGCUGGACGAAUAUGCACGUGGCGAGCGACCACCCGAAUUUGGCUGCGAUAGCAUUCGCUGUGGCGAUUUGUGA
Molecule: messenger RNA, 1005 nt
Organism: Rhinocladiella mackenziei CBS 650.93
Lineage: Eukaryota; Fungi; Ascomycota; Eurotiomycetes; Chaetothyriales; Herpotrichiellaceae
Exons: 1
Coding region: 1-1005 (334 amino acids)
Source: RefSeq, a predicted model, not a curated record